CGAGUUAGUUAAGGUGUGCAUUUGACUUAAAUAUUUCAAAACACAAGAUAAAAAAUUAUGUAUAUAUUUAUAACAAAAAACUGGAUGAAAUCGUCUUAAAAGAACUGUAAGCGUUCUGUUUACUGUUAAACACGACUUUUGCAUACGGGGCAGCAGGGUCAGCAAAACAAACGUACGCGGAUGUAAUUUUGGGCGUGGUCAGACGAUUUGAUUGGACGGCCGGCCGUGAGUCAUGGUGUUUAGGGUGAGCCGGUGCGUUCGUGUCUGUAGUAAAAAAAAAUAGAAAGAAAAAAAUUGUCCACCGUUUUGCGCAGUUUCUUUGCACGCUCGACAAACCGGAGCAGCAGCUUCAACCCGGCGGAGCCACACGACAACAACGUAACUACCAGCUUCCGCCGCUGUGGGGCAGCGUUUGUCUCAUGUGCGGCUCCCUCGUUGACGACUGCAGACGAAAGGGGGGUGAAAGUUGUGGACAUGUUUUCCUGGAAGUGCACGGUUUUACGGAUACGCUGUGCAACAUCGCGGCUACGGCGAUAGAAAGCCCGUUCCCGAGCGGCCGGACUCUGUCGUUUUGUUUUCGUGGGACCGUGAAGUCGUCCGUUCGCCAUAUUGUGCGCAGCGAAACUCGAUGGAAAGUUGUCAGCUAUGACAUUUGCUGCGCACACUCUCCGGUCAUGGAGCUGCACCAAGUCGACUUUGAUCGAAACCAGAGUGGCUCCAUGAAGCUAGUCAUGGAGAAGUCUGUGCACCUCUGAAAAACAAACAUACAAACAGACAGAAGGCAGAAAGGAGAAGAAGAAUGGACAGCAGAGCCUCCUAAGAUCCUGCACUUUCCUUUGGGAUCUGUAUUUCCUCCCUGGAUUCUCAGUUAGGUGAACACUACGGAGGAAAGUUUUGCACGCUCAGACUUUUUAUGAGUUUUCCUUCCCAAGUUAAUACUGACAACAUGAAGAAGGCGGAGGCGCAUUAUGGUAUGGGCCAACCGGCUUUAAAGACGAGUCAUAGCGACGGCGCCGGCACCUCCAACGUUUUCAACCCGGAGAAGGGAGCUCUACCGCACUAUCAGCAGGCGAAGUGGAUGCAGGACUCCGUGCAGGGGGCCGCUUGGCCCCAGGAGGCUCCCGUCCAGAGCUGGGGCCAAAACUUUGCCCCGUACAUCGGCGGCGUGAACGUCAGGGGUCAGAUGCCCUUCCACAAAGGCACCCACGACAGCCUGCAGAUCGGCGGGGAAAACCAGCUGCCGGCACCUGUGGAGGUGUACAGGGACGCCACCCAGCCUCAGAGUCAGGGCAGAGGGUUGGAGUGGGAGCAGCACGCCGCCGCCGCCGCAAUGCAUCAGGCUCAAUUGCAGGCCUAUCACCACAAAGGCAUGGAGCUCCAGAAUCAGCCGUCUCACGCCCUGCAGGGACAAGUGUUGCAGCCCUUCCAGGCGUCGUUUCGACCCAACAAGCAGCAGUUUCCUUCCGAGUACUACUCUGUUUUCACUGGAAACAAGCAAAACAUGGUCUAUGGCGAGCAGCCCAAAACGCAACAGCAACUUCUGCAGCAGAUGCAGCAGCAGCAACAGAUGCAUCAUCAUCACCAGCAGCAGCAGCAGCAACAGCAGCAUCAACUCCAGCUGCAGCAGCAAAUGCAACAGCAACAAAUGCAACAAAUGCAGCAACAAUAUCACCAGCAACAAAUCCAGGAGCAACAGCAACAAAUGCAGCAAAUGCAACAACUCCAACAACAAAACGUGCCGCAGCCAGAACAGCCACAGGUGCAAUCCAAGCAGCAACCGACUCAAAACUUCGGAGCGUAUCCGCAUCCGGAGCUUCAGUUACCCGACGGCAUCCAUGUGAAAGAAGAGCCUCAGUCGGUGCUGCUGCACCCGGAGACUCCCACCUGUGAGGCGUCACCCGCGCCCGAUCAGUGCCCCGAAAAGGUUCCCUCAAACCCUCUGGACGCAGCGCAGGCCGCCCCUCGGCGCUCACGGCGCCUCUCCAGGGAGGGACAGUCCCCGCUCGGCCCUCCUCCUGCAAACCCGUGGGCUCAAGCGCCCAAAGAGCCGCCGCCAUCCCUGAACGGAGUUCCCGGUGUGCCAGCAGCCAAAGGAGGAGGAGGAGGAGGAGCAAGCCAGGCGGCAACAGGAGGGGUCAUCCAGAAUACCCGCAGAAGACGGAGAGCGUCCAAGGAGAUCAACCUGGAGACUCUUGCGCAAAAGGCGUCAGAGAUGGAGUCUCUGCCUGCUAAAGCAAUUAAGCAGGAGGACGGCGCGUCCAGCCGACAGCCCCCCAUCGUGCCGCUGGUUAUCCCUGUGUCUGUGCCGGUGCCUCGGAGUCAAACGGACCCGCAGGGUGGCUGGGCUCAGGCAAGUCUCAGCCAGAGAGAGUGGUCUGCCGGCCAGUCGGACCGCAAACCCUCUGUCAUCGUAGCUCGGCGGCGGUCUCGCAGGAACUCUGUGACUGAGAGUUUUAGUCAGGAGGCGGAAACCGAUUCGGGAGCGGAUGAAGAUGGGAAAUCCAAGUUUAAGCGGCGACCUCGUCCCGAGCCGCUCAUCAUCCCUCCUCCCAAAGCGUCCUCCUUCAUCCCGCCGUCGCUCUACUCCAGCAUCACUUCCUACCAGAGUAACCUUCGCUCUCCCAUUCGCUUGCCGGAGAACCCUCACUCGCUGCCGCCGUACACACCUCCCCCCAUUCUGUCCCCCGUUCGAGGGGGGUCCGGCCUCUACUUUUCAGCUUUCCUCACCAACAUGGCGAGCAACCAGAUCCUCCCUCCGCCCGUGACUCCAAAAUCCGCAACACGCAGCCUGUUGCGUUCUGUGAGUUCAGACAUUACUCCUCCAGUUUUACCCAUCGUCACUGAUGCAGCUCCUGUCAGCCUGGAACCGCGCAUCAACAUCGGCUCGCAGUAUCAGGCAGAAAUCCCCAGUUUGCAGAACCCAGACUUCGCCCAGAACGACCAGCACCAAGCCGACCUGCUUUGGCUUCCUUUGGAUGACUCCAACCUCAAACACGUGGAGCACUUUAUGAAUCUAGCUUGUUCGAGUGUUUUGGAAGGAGGAGGGACCAAUCAGGAGCUGGUUUUACACUGUUUACAUGAAAGUGGAGGCAAUUUUCUCGUAACACUGGAACGUUUGAUGCUUCAGGAGCCGAUUUUCCCCGAUGGCCAUCAUCUGAAAAAUUAUCACUACUCAGGCUCAGACAGAUGGACGAGGGAGGAGAAGCGUUACUUCAAUAAAGGGAUCUCUGCCUACAGGAAGGACUUCUUCCUGGUGCAGACGCUGGUCCGGACUAAGACUGUGGCUCAGUGUGUGGAGUUCUACUAUACGUACAAGAAGCAGGUGAAGAUCGGUCGUAACAGCAUCCUAACCUUCGGCCCUCCAGAUUCCCCCACAGGAAAGCACUCAGAGGCUGUGGUGGAGGUUAAGAGCUCACAGCUUCCAAAAGAGACUCAGGAAGAGGAGGAGGAUGAAGAGCAGAAAGAAAAGUCGUAUGAAAGCCAUGAGAGCACGGUGGCUCGGUCGCUCCGGGUUCACGACUAUGCAGGGACGGUGUUGGUGUUCAAAGAGCCAGAAGCCAUAAAAAAGGAGCCUCAAAGUUUUACAGUGUCGCCCAGAAAUCGGGCCGAACCCACAGCGAAGAAAGCCAAACCGCCGCCAAAACCUCCUCAGGAUCCCAACGCAGUGUUUCCGUGCAAGAAAUGUGGCAGGGUGUUUUCCAAAGUCAAGAGUCGCAGUGCCCACAUGAAAAGUCACGCCGAGCAGGAGAAGAAGGCGGCGGCGCUGCGUCAGAAAGAGGAGGAGGAGCACGCCGCCGCCGCUCAGGCUCAAGCCAGGAAGGCAGCGGCCUCUGCCGCCGCCACCGCCGCUGCAGCGAGACAUCUGGGCGGUAACGGAUGGAUGCAGAUGGCCGAGCUCAGCAGUCAGGAAGACACAUCCGAGGCCGAGGAUGACAACGAUGCAGACUGGCAGUGAAGCUAAAGAUGGAUUUUUGUGCAGCUUGUAGAGAUUAUGAACAAAGCUAGAGAGCAUGAGGUUCAGAAAGAAGGGACGAUAGAAGCACAAAAAGACGAUUUCCAAGUCUUCCUGUUUAUUUUUACACAGCUUUCCCGACCAAAACGACUGUCUGACCCACCACACUCCAUACCUGCUCUUUUAUUUUGGUAAAUGCACUUCUCUUCUUUCUUUUUUUAUUUAAAAAUAUCAAUUUUAUUUUACAUUUUCACUGUGGAUUCAUCAUAAGAUUGAUAUUUCACGAGUAUCUCAAUUGCAAUGUAAGAUCAAGAUCAUUAUUAUUAGCUUCUUCACCAAAGCGGCCUUUUUAUGUACAGAUGGAGGCGAUUGUAUGUUAAGCUCCUUUGAAUUUUGCAGAUGUUUGCCACGUUUUUAGUUCAAAUUUAUUCUUACAAUAGCAAGGGACCUUUGAAGUGUGCAUGGACAAAAAAAAAGUAUAUAUAUGAGACUGCCAUGUAUUUAUGAUACAGCAUUUGAAAAUUUUGUAAAGCGAAAUCAUGUCAGUUGAAGAUUGACUGGUCUAAAAAAAUUAUUAAAAAGUCUAUUUUAAAGAGUGAAUUGAA
Oryzias melastigma (Indian medaka) is the source of this 4557-nucleotide messenger RNA. RefSeq names its product mitotic deacetylase associated SANT domain protein a (gene mideasa). Gene Ontology annotation, biological process: regulation of transcription by RNA polymerase II; negative regulation of DNA-templated transcription. The record is from RefSeq and is a predicted model, not a curated record. NCBI's taxonomy places the organism in Eukaryota, Metazoa, Chordata, Actinopteri, Beloniformes, Adrianichthyidae. The transcript has 13 exons. Gene Ontology annotation, molecular function: transcription corepressor activity. The coding region runs from base 914 to 3955 and encodes 1013 amino acids. Gene Ontology annotation, cellular component: histone deacetylase complex; transcription regulator complex.